Molecule: messenger RNA, 369 nt
Organism: Penicilliopsis zonata CBS 506.65
Lineage: Eukaryota; Fungi; Ascomycota; Eurotiomycetes; Eurotiales; Aspergillaceae
Exons: 2
Coding region: 64-282 (72 amino acids)
Source: RefSeq, a predicted model, not a curated record
UAAGCGAAUCCAUCGCGACCACUAGAUACCCUACCUGCUUAGUUCGAGAUCAGGCUUUCUUCGAUGAUCUGCGACGAGAUAGAUAUUUCCAAUCCUCACUGGCGAAGCGUCGAUGAGGUGUGUGAGACCGACCGACGAGAAAGGCGAAGACUGAAACGGGAAGGAACCGAAGGCGGCAAGAAAACCACAGUGAAGUGUUUCCUCAGACUGCCUCUUUUUUUUUUUUUGUUUGUUUUGCUGACAAAGCAGGACGACAAGCAAGAAAGGGAAGACGAGAGUUAGAUGAGAGCUUGUAUUUGCAACAGAAUCCUUUUUUUAGUAGGUUUUGUAUGGAUUGUGUGAAGUCUAUCUGGAGGUCUCAAGAGAGCG